AUGGCUCCCAGCACCAUCGUUACGGGCCUGCCCCCGCCGGCUGGCAAGGGACCCAGCAGGGAGCUGAAGCUUAUGAGUCGAGACGAGAUCGAAGCCUUGAUCGCAGAAGGUCGCAAGAUCGUCAUCUUUCACCAGCAGGUUCUUAAGGUUGAUCCAUGGCUGCCAUAUCAUCCUGGCGGUGAUAAGUCCAUGCUUCACAUGGUUGGAAGGGAUGCCUCCGAUGAGAUGGAUUCCCUUCACUCAUUCGAAGCCCGUCAACAGAUGUUGCGCUACCGCAUCGGUCGCAUUGAAGGUCCCUGGACCAACUUUGUGCCCCCUAUCCAGGGCGGCACCUUCCGCACGCGCGAAGAGAUUGAGCAGGCCGCCGAGAACCACGAAGCUCACAAGGAUACUUCAUCAAGCGCACCCUCUUCCCGUGUGCCCUCCCCGGUCUUCGAUGACGACGACACCCAAGGCCUCCGACAGCGACCCAGUAGCAAGGACAAGAAGGGGGCUAGGGCGCCCUCGGUAUCGUCAGCUUCAACGGUGGACGAAACGGAGAUGGAUGGCAUGUCGUACCUGGAUACCAUCACUCGGGAGCACAUCUCCCUCGACCUCGACAAGUACCCGACCCCCGACGAGGAGACUCAGGCUCAUAUCAACGUCAAGUAUCGCGAACUUCACCAACGGAUCUACGAUGAGGGGCUUUAUGAUUGCAACUACUGGGCAUACGGAAGGGAAUGUUGUCGCUACGUUGGCUUGUUCACUGGGUCAAUGCUUUGUCUUCGCUAUGAAUGGUACGCUCUCAGCGCCUUUCUGAUGGGUGCCAUGUGGCAUCAGCUCGUGUUUACGGCCCACGACGCUGGCCACAUGGGCAUCACUCACAACUUUCACGUCGAUACCUGCAUUGGUAUCAUGAUUGCCGACUUUAUCGGAGGUCUGUCCAUGGGUUGGUGGAAACGCAACCAUAACGUCCACCACAUCGUCACCAAUGCCCCUGAGCACGACCCAGAUAUCGAGCAUAUGCCUCUCUUUGCUGUCUCUCACCGUUUCCUCGGAAGCUUGACGUCCACUUACUAUGAGCGAGUCAUGAGCUACGAUGCUGUGGCAAAGGUCCUCCUGCGAAUCCAGUCCUGGACUUACUAUCCCUUCCUUGCAUUUGGUCGCUUUAACCUGUACCGCUUGUCUUGGGACUUUCUCAUCAUGCGUCGCGGCCCAACCAAGGGUCCCGCGUGGUGGCAUUGGUGGCUCGAGGUUGCUGGCCAGAUCUUCUUCUGGAUCUGGUUCGGCUACGGCAUUAUCUACAAGACACUGCCUGACAACUGGACGCGUUUCGUCUAUAUCAUGGUCAGUCACAUCACUCAGUCGCCGCUCCACCUUCAGAUCGUGCUGUCUCACUUUGCCAUGAGCACCGCCGAUCUGGGACCUCAGGAGUCGUUUGCCCAGAAGAUGCUGCGAACAACCAUGGACGUUGACUGCCCUGAGUGGCUCGACUUCUUCCACGGUGGUCUUCAGUUCCAGGUCAUCCACCAUCUCUUCCCCCGUGUGCCUCGACACAACCUGCGUGCCACGCAGAAGCUGGUGCAGGAGUUCUGCAACGAGGUCAACAUCCCGUAUGCGCUGUACGGAUUCGCCAACAGCAACAAGCAGGUCAUUGGAAGGCUGUCCGAGGUGUCGAGGCAGGCUGCGAUUCUGGCAAAGUGCCAGCAGACUAUCACUCGCAGCGGUGACUUUUCCGGUCAUGGACAUGGCCAUCACCACUAG
This is a messenger RNA of Fusarium keratoplasticum, 1743 nucleotides long. Its product is annotated as Delta 8-(E)-sphingolipid desaturase. Gene Ontology annotation, molecular function: oxidoreductase activity, acting on paired donors, with oxidation of a pair of donors resulting in the reduction of molecular oxygen to two molecules of water. The record is from RefSeq and is a predicted model, not a curated record. The transcript has 2 exons. Gene Ontology annotation, biological process: lipid metabolic process. Gene Ontology annotation, cellular component: membrane. NCBI's taxonomy places the organism in Eukaryota, Fungi, Ascomycota, Sordariomycetes, Hypocreales, Nectriaceae. Bases 1 to 1743 code for a protein of 580 amino acids.